Messenger RNA from Dama dama (fallow deer), 2378 nucleotides. RefSeq names its product plakophilin 1 (gene PKP1). Gene Ontology annotation, molecular function: cadherin binding. The record is from RefSeq and is a predicted model, not a curated record. Bases 59 to 2242 code for a protein of 727 amino acids. Gene Ontology annotation, cellular component: nucleus; cytoplasm; adherens junction. The transcript has 14 exons. Gene Ontology annotation, biological process: intermediate filament bundle assembly; cell-cell junction assembly; cell-cell adhesion. NCBI's taxonomy places the organism in Eukaryota, Metazoa, Chordata, Mammalia, Artiodactyla, Cervidae.
UCGCACCGCUCGGCUCGCUCUCCAGGCCCGCGCCCCGCGCCCCGCGCCCCGCGCCGCCAUGAACCACUCGCCGCUCAAGACGGCCUUGGCCUACGAAUGCUUCCAGGACCAGGACAACUCGACGCUGGCUCUGCCGUCCGACCAGAAAAUGAAGACCGGCACGUCGGGCCGGCAGCGCGUGCAGGAGCAGGUGAUGAUGACCGUCAAGCGGCAGAAGUCCAAGUCUUCCCAGUCGUCCACCCUGAGUCACUCCAACCGAGGCUCCAUGUAUGAUGGCCUGGCCGACAACUACAACAACUACGGGAGCAGCAGCCGGAGCAGCUUCUACUCCAAGUUCCAGGCAGGGAACGGCUCGUGGGGCUACCCGAUCUACAAUGGGACCCUCAAGCGGGAGGCUGACAACAGGCGCUUCAGCUCCUACAGCCAGAUGGAGAGCUGGGGCCGGCAGUACCCGCGGGGCAGCUGCACCGCGCCGGGCGCCGGCAGCGACAUCUGCUUCAUGCAGAAGAUCAAGGCCAGCCGCAGCGAGCCCGACCUCUACUGCGACCCCCGGGGCACCCUACGCAAGGGCACGCUGGGCAGCAAGGGCCACAAGACCACCCAGAACCGCUACAGCUUCUAUAGCACCUGCAGCGGCCAGAAGGCGGUCAAGAAGUACCCGGGGCGCCCGCCCUCCUGCACCUCCAAGCAGGACCCCGUGUGCAUCCCGCCCACCUCCUGCACCAAGGACCUGUCCUUCAGCCACUCCAGGGCCAGCUCCAAGAUCUGCAGCGAGGACAUUGAGUGCAGCGGGCUGACCAUCCCCAAGGCUGUGCAGUACCUGAGCUCCCAGGACGAGAAGUGCCAGGCCAUCGGGGCCUACUACAUCCAGCACACCUGCUUCCAGGACGAGUCUGCCAAGCAGCAGGUGUACCAGCUGGGCGGCAUCUGCAAGCUGGUGGACCUGCUCCGCAGCCCCAACCAGAACGUGCAGCAGGCCGCGGCCGGGGCUCUGCGCAACCUCGUGUUCCGCAGCACCGCCAACAAGCUGGAGACACGGCGGCAGAACGGCAUCCGCGAGGCGGUCAGCCUCCUGAGGAGGACCGGGAGCGCGGAGAUCCAGAAGCAGCUGACCGGGCUGCUCUGGAACCUGUCCUCCACCGAUGAGCUGAAGGAGGAGCUGAUCGCCGAGGCGCUGCCCGUGCUGGCUGACCGCGUCAUCAUCCCCUUCUCGGGCUGGUGCGACGGCAACAGCAACCUGACCCGGGACCCCGUGGACCCCGAGGUCUUCUUCAAUGCCACCGGCUGCCUGAGGAACCUGAGCUCCGCAGACGCGGGCCGCCAGACCAUGCGCAACUACGUGGGGCUCAUCGACUCGCUUAUGGCCUACGUCCAGAACUGCGUGGCGGCCAACCGCUGUGACGACAAGUCAGUGGAGAACUGCAUGUGCGUCCUCCACAACCUCUCCUACCGCCUGGACGCCGAGGUGCCCACGCGCUACCGCCAGCUGGAGUACACCGCCCGCAACGCCUACACCGACAAGUCCUCCACCGGCUGCUUCAGCAACAAGAGCGACCGCAUGACGAACAACAACUACGACUGCCCGCUCCCCGAGGAAGAGCCCAACCCCAAGGGCAGCAGCUGGCUGUACCACUCAGAUGCCGUCCGCACCUACCUGAACCUCAUGGGCAAGAGCAAGAAGGACGCCACCCUGGAGGCCUGCGCGGGCGCCCUGCAGAACCUGACUGCCAGCAAAGGGCUGAUGUCCAGCGGCAUGAGCCAGCUGAUCGGGCUGAAGGAGAAGGGCCUGCCCCACAUCGCCCGCCUGCUGCAGUCCGGCAACUCGGACGUGGUGCGGUCUGGAGCCUCGCUGCUGAGCAACAUGUCCCGGCACCCCGCGCUGCACAGAGUGAUGGGAACCCAAGUGUUCCCAGAGGUGACCAGACUCCUCACCAGUCACACCGGCAACACCAGCAACUCGGAGGACAUCCUGGCCUCGGCCUGCUACACCGUGAGGAACCUGAUGGCCUCCCUGCCGGGCAUGGCCAAGCAGCACUUCUCCAGCAGCAUGGUCAACAACGUCAUCAACCUGUGCCGUAGCAGCACCUCCCCCAAGGCUGCGGAGGCUGCCCGCCUCCUCCUGUCCGACAUGUGGUCCAGCCGGGAGCUGCAGGGGCUCCUCAGGCAGCAAGGUUUUGAUAGGAGCAUGCUGGGGACCUUAGCCGGGGCCAACAGCCUCAGGAACUUCACCUCCCUAUUCUGAGAGGGGCUGCCCGCCCACGUUCAGCUUGCAGACGUGAUCCGACCAGCGGAGCAGACCUGGGCCUUACUGCAGGCGCGUCUGUCCACCUGCACAGCGUUUGGAGGUGUUCAGAGCCAGCCAAGAGCACGCAGGGACG